UCCCGGCGCCCGCGGCACUGCCCGAGCCCCCCCCCCCCCCCCCCCCCGGCCACCCCGCGGGGAACGCGGCGCCUGUCGGAGAGCGGCGCCGGGCUGCGGCGGAGGGACGGCGCGGGGCUGCGGGCCGCCGCGUCGCUGCCGCACAUCGCGCGGGGCCGUGCGGAGGAGGGCGGCGGGCGCCGGAGCCCCUGCCUGCUCGUGGCCCUGCGGCCGCAAAACGUGGAGGCGGAGCGGGAGCGGUUCUUCCGCGCCAGCUUCGCCUACGACCCGCAGUUCGAGUACGCGGAGCCGGUGCCCGCCGCCGUGCUGGACAAGUACGGCGCCGCCUCGGAUCGCUUCGUGGCUCAGGCCCUCAGGAUCAUCCGUGCUGUGCUGGAGAAAUACGGGACGUACGAGAGCUUUGAGGUGGCCACGGGCGGGCGGCUGCUGAGCAAGUGCCAGAUCUGGUCCAUCAUCAGGAAGUACAUGCAGAAGGAAGGCUGUGUGGGAGAGGUGGUGGUGCAGCUGACAGAUGACCUGCUGUCCCAAGCAGUGAUGAUGGUGGAGGACAGCCGCCCGACAUUGGCCAUCAACCUGGCUGGGGCCAGGCAGCACUGGCUGGAGGGGAUGCUGCGCCACGAGAUCGGCACCCACUACAUCCGUGGGGUGAACAACACCCGGCAGCCCUGGCACAGCUCCGAGGGCCGUAAGCUGUACAGCCUGAAACCUGCCAACCCCACAGAGGAGGGGCUGGCCAGCCUGCACAGCGUCCUGUUCCGCAAGCAGCCCUUCCUGUGGCGGGCAGCCCUGCUCUACUACACCAUCGAGCGAGCCAGCCGCCUCUCCUUCUCAGCCCUCUUCCAGGACCUGGAGCAGUACGUGCAGGAUGCUGGUGUGCGGUGGGAGUACUGUGUGAGGGCCAAGAGAGGCCAGACUGACACCUCACAGCCAGGCUGCUUCAGUAAGGACCAGGUGUACUUGGAUGGGAUCCUGCGCAUCCUGCGCCACCGGCAAACCAUCGACUUCCCGCUGCUGGCUGCACUGGGGAAGGUGUCCUAUGAAGAUGUGAACAGGCUGAAGCAGUUUGGGGUGCUGGAGAAGACCCGUAUCCCCCACUUCAUGCACGACCUGCAGCGCUACAUGAAGCAGCUGGACCACAUCCUCACCACCAAUGGCCUCAACGAGGAGGAGCUGGAGCAGCUACUGCCUGACUGA
Messenger RNA from Colius striatus (speckled mousebird), 1194 nucleotides. It is a transcript of the gene MATCAP1, whose product is annotated as microtubule associated tyrosine carboxypeptidase 1. NCBI's taxonomy places the organism in Eukaryota, Metazoa, Chordata, Aves, Coliiformes, Coliidae. The annotation marks the transcript as partial. The transcript has 7 exons. The record is from RefSeq and is a predicted model, not a curated record.